GAUUGGAAUGAGGUUUCAUCCCUCACCCUCCCUAAACGACCCCAAGCACCCCCUUUUAGAAGAUGGGCUUCCAGGGCUUGAGAAAUGGUCAGAUUCCACUCCCCUGCUAUUGUGGCCCCAAGGGUCCCCCACUCCACAACCCCUCUGGGUGAUGAGGAAGACAGAGGAGGUGAAAUCCUGCACUUUAUGCCAAGAGACUGGGUAUAGGACCGCAUGAGUUGGCUGAUCCCUUAAGUGGUGAGUGGGCUCAAGCAGAAGCUUAGGUGUUGGCCUUGCGACGGGUGAGCUGAAGAGAAGGAAAGUAAUCUGCACUGAACUACUUUAAGCAAAUACACUCUAUAUUUCAUCUCCUUUAUCCUAACGGCUGUUCAAGGUACCAAUGAUUAUGAUCAUUAUUCCAAUCAGGGUGCUGUCUUUAAGGAAGUUUAUGUAAAUCAGGGAGACAACUUUAUUAUCUCCUUAUUGUCAGCUAACUCUGGAAUUAAUCUAAAGGCUUUUUUUUUUUCUCUAUUUGCCCUGAAGCCCACAGAGAAAUAGAAAUGUUUUUCUUAUCCUUUAUUCACAUGUUUGUCCUGUAUUGAUGAGUAUUUAGAAUGUUUCUCAUUUUUUCCUUUUUAAAAAGAUUUCAGCAAUGCUAUUUCAAAUAACCACUUACCUGGCUAUUUUGGACAUGUGAACAAUUUUUCCUCCAUUACAUGUGUAAACAUCUAUCCCUUGGGGCUUGAUUUCAAUAAUUUAAACUUCCUUAUAUGUGUCUGAGCAUUCUCAUUUCUUUAACCAUCUUUGUACCUGUUGUUACAAUAUUUAAAUGUAUUUAUAACUGAUAAGUGUGUUUCCAUUUCCUUGAUGUAUUUGGUCCCUCAUCCCGCCCCCAUACCCAGACACACACAGAACCACUUUUUACCUUUUCGUUUUUCAAAUUUUUAAAAAAUUCUUUUUUGCUUUUUUUCCACAUUUAAAUUUUGUCAGAUGAUAGGUGAUAAAAGGAUAUUUAGAUGGUUUCAUUUGCAUUCCUUAAUGUAUUAGUGAGCUAGAAUGCUUUUUCUUGUGAUUACUGGCCAUUUGCGUUUCUUUGCCUGUGAACCAUUUACAUAUUUUGUCAGUUUUGCUGUUUUGUUAUAGGAGCUGUACAUGUGUUAAACCUAAAACCCUUCACUGAUGGAUGCAUGCGUUAUUUCAACACAUCUUUCUUGGAAAAAUAGGCCCGGCACCGCCUCUGCGUGCAACCCUGCUGGUCUGGCCCAGGCGCGGGGCGGGGCCAGCAUGAUGAGCGCCCCAGGCAGCCCCGACCAGGCCUACGACUUCCUGCUCAAGUUCCUGCUGGUGGGCGACAGCGACGUGGGCAAGGGCGAGAUCCUGGAGAGCCUGCAGGACGGCACGGCCGAGUCCCCGUACAGCCACCUGGGGGGAAUCGACUACAAGACGACCACCAUCCUGCUGGACGGCCAGCGGCGGGUGAAGCUGAAGCUCUGGGAUACGUCGGGGCAGGGAAGAUUUUGUACCAUAUUCCGCUCCUACUCUCGUGGUGCACAAGGAGUGAUCCUGGUCUACGACAUUGCAAACCGCUGGUCUUUCGAGGGUAUGGAUCGAUGGAUUAAGAAGAUCGAUGAGCAUGCCCCUGGUGUUCCUAAAAUCCUGGUGGGGAAUCGCCUACAUCUGGCAUUCAAGAGGCAGGUGCCCAGGGAGCAGGCCCAGGCCUAUGCUGAGCGCCUGGGCGUGACCUUCUUUGAGGUCAGCCCUCUAUGUAAUUUCAACAUCAUAGAGUCUUUCACGGAGCUGGCCAGGAUCGUGCUGCUGCGGCACAGGUUGAACUGGCUCGGGAGGCCGAGCAAGGUACUGAGCUUGCAAGACCUCUGCUCCAGCACCAUCGUGUCCUGCACACCCGUAUACCUGGUGGACAAGCUCCCGCUCCCCAAUGCCUUAAGAAGCCACCUCAAGUCCUUCUCCAUGGCUAAGGGCCUGAAUGCCAGGAUGAUGCGAGGCCUCUCCUACUCCCUCACCACCAGCUCCACCCACAAAAGGAGCAGCCUCUGCAAAGUGGAGAUCGUCUGCCCACCCCAGAGCCCACCCAAAAACUGCACCAGAAACAACUGCAAAAUUUCUUAAGGAAGGCACCAGAACGAAACAAGCUGGAAUCACUCCAGGAAGAACUCUGGUUACACCUGGAAGACGGAAGUCGGAAGUCGCAUUCUAGAUUCAAGAAAUUAGUUUUCAGUUUCUCAAGGGAAUCAUGCUGCUUGGGAAUGGUGUGAUGCCUUCUGUCAAUAAAAACACAUUACGCAGUU
This is a messenger RNA of Cercocebus atys (sooty mangabey), 2285 nucleotides long. RefSeq names its product RAB40A, member RAS oncogene family (gene RAB40A). Gene Ontology annotation, cellular component: endosome; synaptic vesicle; plasma membrane. The transcript has 3 exons. Bases 1159 to 2106 code for a protein of 315 amino acids. Lineage: Eukaryota; Metazoa; Chordata; Mammalia; Primates; Cercopithecidae. Gene Ontology annotation, biological process: intracellular signal transduction; protein localization to plasma membrane. The record is from RefSeq and is a predicted model, not a curated record. Gene Ontology annotation, molecular function: GTPase activity; GTP binding.